Cantharellus anzutake is the source of this 622-nucleotide messenger RNA. RefSeq lists its product as uncharacterized. The record is from RefSeq and is a predicted model, not a curated record. Bases 336 to 536 code for a protein of 66 amino acids. Lineage: Eukaryota; Fungi; Basidiomycota; Agaricomycetes; Cantharellales; Hydnaceae. The transcript has 3 exons.
AUGAAGGAUAACGCGGAAAGUGCAUUGAAUGAUAUGUACAGUGAAGAUAUGGUACAUCAGAGGAAUCAGCAUCGGAAGUUAUGUACAACGAAAUUAAGUAUAGUACACGAGGGGAGGGGGACGCUAUGACAUGUAAGUUAUGGUACAAGAUGUCAUCGUGUUAGGAAUAAACCCAUGCAGAAGAACCUCCCUGGUGUGAAGCGGUAUUGGUGACAGCGUGUCAUGCAGUUCGAACACAACGAACUUGCAUUACGGUUACAUUGUCGCAGAACAGGGACAGUGUUAUAUCGAUUUCAUGCCGAGGAUACAACGGGGGAAUUGAGACUGUCCGAACGAUGGGCAAUAGCCCACCACGUGUUCAAAGAGGCAGAUUGGGGUGGCAGGGAGGGUUCCCAAGUGUCGUGGAAAUAGCAAUCAGAGGCAAAGUCAUUAUAACAACGAACUUAGACAUCGACAUCGAUGUGGUGAACGGAGUUCAAGGGCAGAUAGUUGGAAUAUGGGCUGAUCCGAGUUGCGCUCUAGUGAAAUUAGAGUGAUAUCGAAGUUCGGAAAUAGAAGAGCUGGGAGAGUCAACGAUUCCAGUCUUUCCCAUCCAACGAACAUUCGAGGUAAACAUGCGCAA